Molecule: messenger RNA, 1608 nt
Organism: Globicephala melas (long-finned pilot whale)
Lineage: Eukaryota; Metazoa; Chordata; Mammalia; Artiodactyla; Delphinidae
Gene: IRX4
Product: iroquois homeobox 4
Biological process (GO): regulation of transcription by RNA polymerase II; cell development; neuron differentiation
Cellular component (GO): nucleus
Molecular function (GO): DNA-binding transcription factor activity, RNA polymerase II-specific; RNA polymerase II cis-regulatory region sequence-specific DNA binding
Source: RefSeq, a predicted model, not a curated record
AUGUCCUACCCGCAGUUUGGGUACCCCUACUCCUCGGCACCCCAGUUCCUGAUGACCACCAACUCCCUGAGCACGUGCUGCGAAUCCGGUGGCCGCACGCUGGCCGACUCCAGGCCGGCUGCCUCAGCCCAGGCGCCCGUCUACUGCCCGGUCUACGAGAGCCGGCUGCUGGCCACCGCGCGCCACGAGCUGAACUCAGCGGCGGCGCUUGGCGUCUAUGGGGGUCCCUACGGCGGCUCGCAGGGCUACGGCAACUACGUGACCUACGGUUCUGAGGCGUCUGCCUUUUACUCGCUGAACAGCUUCGACUCCAAGGACGCACCGGGAUCUGCGCAUGCGAGCCUCGCUCCAGCAGCGGCCACAGCCUACUACCCCUACGAGCCGGCGUUGGGCCAGUACCCCUACGACAGGGGCCACUGCCGGCGCCCCAUUGCCCAGCCUGUCUCCAGGUACGGGACCAUGGACAGCGGCACGCGGCGGAAGAACGCCACGCGCGAGACUACCAGCACCCUCAAGGCCUGGCUGCAGGAGCACCGCAAGAACCCCUACCCCACCAAGGGCGAGAAGAUCAUGCUGGCCAUCAUCACCAAGAUGACCCUCACGCAGGUCUCCACCUGGUUCGCCAACGCGCGCCGGCGCCUCAAGAAGGAGAACAAGAUGACGUGGCCGCCGAGGAACAAGUGUGCGGAUGAGAAGCGGCCCUACGCGGAGGGCGAGGAGGAAGAGGGGGGCGAGGAGGAAGCCAGGGCGCAGCCCCUCAAGAGCACCAAAGGUGCAGAGCCCACAGACAAAGAGAAGGAUCUGGAGCUCAGCGACUUGGAGGACUUCGACCCCCUGGAGGGGGAGCCCCCAGAGUGCGAGCUGAAGCCGCCCUUCCAACCCCUGGAUGGAGGCCUGGAUCGAGUCCCCACCGUGCCAGACGGCCCCAGCGCCCCCGGGAAGGAGGCUCCGGGCGCCCUCCGGAUGCCCCUGGCCGCCGGGGGUGGGGCCACUCUGGACCAGGACCUGGAGAGGGCCCGGAGCUGCCUCCGGAGCACGGCGGCUCGGCCGGAGCACCAGGCGGGCGCGGGCGCGGGGGUUGGCCCGCAGGCCUGCGAGCCCAAGCUGGGCUUUGCUCCAGCGGGGGCGUCGGCGGGCCUCGAGGCCAAGCCGCGCAUCUGGUCCCUGGCACACACGGCCACCGCGGCCGCCGCCACCGCCCUCGGCCAGACUGAGUUUCCCUCGUGCAUGCUCAAGCGCCAUGGCCCCCCUGGCCCUGCGGCCCCCUCCUCGGCGCCCGCCUCCUCCUCGCCUGCGACCCCGGCUCCCGCCGGUGCCCUGGACAGGCACCAGGACUCCCCGGUAACCAGUCUCAGAAACUGGGUGGACGGGGUCUUCCACGACCCCAUCCUCAGACACAGCACUUUGAACCAGGCCUGGGCCAGCGCCAAGGGCGCCCUCCUGGACCCGGGGCCGCUGGGCCGCUCGCUGGCGGGGGGCGCCAACGUGCUGACGACGCCCCUGGCGCGCUCCUUCCCGCCCGCUGCGCCCCAAGAUGCCCCCGCCUCCGGCGCAGCCAAGGAGCUGCUAGCCACGCCCAAGGCCGGCGGCAAGCCCUUCUGCGCCUAG